Lemur catta (Ring-tailed lemur) is the source of this 1471-nucleotide messenger RNA. RefSeq names its product annexin A10 (gene ANXA10). NCBI's taxonomy places the organism in Eukaryota, Metazoa, Chordata, Mammalia, Primates, Lemuridae. Gene Ontology annotation, molecular function: calcium-dependent phospholipid binding; calcium ion binding. Gene Ontology annotation, cellular component: cytoplasm. The record is from RefSeq and is a predicted model, not a curated record. The coding region runs from base 1 to 1428 and encodes 475 amino acids. The transcript is spliced from 17 exons.
AUGCAGGAGUGUGCUAAUGUGCAAACCUCCGGUUUCGACCUUCCUGCGGCCACACAGAGGGAGCAGGAGCGGGCAGUGCCCAGCGUGGCGACCCUGUGCUGGCCCCGCUGCUCUUCUGCCCACGCCUCCCCACUAACGUGCGGCUGCUGUGGACAAGAUGAAGUGGAGGAAAUUAGGGAGGACAAGAUGAAGUGGAGGAAAUUAGGGAGAGUCCUUGCUGGGCUGCCGCACAUGGGGGUUAAGGAUGAGAAAAUGAGUGGAGGACAGGACGGCAGCGACCUGGUGAUCCAGCCGAGGACUCUGACCUCGCCCGGACUAUGCCCCACCGAGACUGCUCUGACGAAGGUACUGGGGGUUUAUAGUAAAUAUGAUUGUCCAAACCUCUACCCUCUGGAAACUCGCAUUCCAUUGCUGCUCACCGAGUCUCCCGCACAGGUGGCCACGUGUGCCACUCUCAUCUUCCAGGCAGAGAUCCAAGGAACCAUCUUCCCGGCGCCCAAUUUCAACCCUGUGCUGGAUGCCCAGGUGCUGGGGGCGGCUCUGCAGGGCUUCGACUGUGACAAGGACGCGCUGAUCGGCACCCUCACCGGGCGCUGCAACGCGCAGCGGCAGAUGAUCGCGGAGGCUUACCGGGGCCUGUACGGCCAGGACCUGAUUGAGGACCUGAAGGAGCAGCUUUCUCACCACUUCAAGGAGGUGAUGGUGGGCCUCAUGUACCCGCCGCCGUGCUACGACGCCCAUGAGCUCUGGCACGCCAUGAAGGGAGCGGGCACCGAUGAGAACUGCCUCAUCGAUAUAUUAGCUUCAAGAACAAAUGGGGAGAUUUUCCAGAUGCGAGAAGCCUACAGUUUGCAGUACAGCAGUAACCUUCAAGAGGACAUUUGUUCGGAGACCUCAGGACACUUCAGAGACACCCUCAUGAAUUUGGCCCAGGGAGCCAGACAGGAAGGAUACGCAGACCCCGCCUCGGCCGCCCGGGAAGCCAUGGUGCUGUGGGACGCCUGCCAGCGGAGGACCGGGGAGCACAAGACCAGGCUGCAGGUGAUCCUGUGCAACACGAGCUGCCAGCAGCUGUGGCUGGUUUUCCAGGAAUUUCAAAAUAUUUCUGGGCAAGACCUGGUAGAUGCCAUAAAUGAAUGUUAUGACGGAUACUUCCAGGAGCUGCUGGCUGCGAUUGUUCUCUGUGUUCGAGACAAACCAGCCUAUUUUGCUUAUAGAUUACAUAGUGCAAUCCAUGACUUCGGUUUCCAUAAUAAAACCAUAAUCAGGAUUCUCAUUGCCAGGAGUGAAAUAGACCUGCUGACCAUAAGGAAACGCUACAAAGAGCGAUACGGAAAAUCCCUGUUUCACGAUAUCAGAAAUUUCGCUUCCGGGCACUACGAGAAGGCGCUGCUCGCCCUCUGCGCCGGCGACGCCGACGACUGCUGAGGGGGCGGGGCCUGCGCAUGCGCCUGAGGGGGCGGGGCCUGCG